Messenger RNA from Ricinus communis (castor bean), 1130 nucleotides. RefSeq names its product alpha carbonic anhydrase 7. Lineage: Eukaryota; Viridiplantae; Streptophyta; Magnoliopsida; Malpighiales; Euphorbiaceae. Gene Ontology annotation, molecular function: zinc ion binding; carbonate dehydratase activity. The record is from RefSeq and is a predicted model, not a curated record. The transcript is spliced from 7 exons. The coding region runs from base 86 to 910 and encodes 274 amino acids.
CUAUAUUUUCAUCAUCACUUACAUACAUUAAAGGAAGAGAGCCUCUCAAAAUCCUUAGAAUCAAAGUCUAAGUACUGCUGCAAAGAUGGGAAAACUAGCAAUACAAAUCUUGUUUCUCACUUUCUUCUUUGCAUUUCUGUUGCAUACCCUUCCAACGACAUCUCAAGAAGUUGAAAAUGAAAGAGAAUUUGAUUAUGAGAAAAAUGGCGAAAGAGGGCCAGCUCGAUGGGGAGAGCUUCAUGAAGAAUGGAGAGCAUGUAGCAAUGGAUCAAUGCAAUCUCCAAUCGAUAUGCUCAAUGAAAGGGUUGAAGUAGUUUCUCAUUUAGGGAGGCUUAACAGAAGCUACGAGCCCUCCAAUGCCACUCUUAAGAAUAGGGGUCAUGAUAUGAUGUUGGAAUGGGAAAACGGCGCUGGAACUAUUGAAAUAAAUGGUACUGAAUAUAUUCUCCGACAAUGUCACUGGCACUCACCUUCUGAGCACACCCUCGAUGGAAGAAGGUUUGCUCUGGAAUUGCACAUGGUUCAUGAAAGCCCAGAUGGAAAGGUCGCGGUGGUUGGGGUUAUGUACACAAUAGGAAGACCAGACUCUUUCUUGCUAUCUCUGACAGACCAUUUAAGAUCGAUUUCCGGCACUGAAGAAGAAGAGAGAGUGGUGGGCAUAAUUAAUCCAAAGGACAUAAAGAUAGGAAGCAGAAAGUACUACAGAUACAUGGGAUCCCUGACAGUUCCUCCUUGCACUGAGAAUGUUAUUUGGACUAUUGUUAAAAAGGUGAGAACUGUUACUAGAGAACAAGUGAGUCUGCUUCGAGUAGCAGUUCAUGAUGAAUCGGAUACGAAUGCAAGACCAUUACAGCAAAUAAAUGGACGAUCAGUGCAUCUUUACAGACCAGAAGAAAAUAAUGAUGACUAAUUCCUAUGCGUUUUAAUUUGCAUUCAACUGCUCAUUUUAUUAUGAGGGAGAUUAAUUAGGCUAGAAAUAAAUAAAUGAUCUGAGUUAAGAUCACCAUAGAUAUUAUACAUGUACUUGUUCUUGUUGCUAUUAGACCUUUCCUUCAUUCUUCAUUCUUUAUUGCUAGCUAUGAAUAAAAUGAUCUGAGUUAAGAUCACCCUGGUCUUCUUUUUGUUAACUA